Molecule: messenger RNA, 1527 nt
Organism: Trichoderma virens Gv29-8
Lineage: Eukaryota; Fungi; Ascomycota; Sordariomycetes; Hypocreales; Hypocreaceae
Exons: 4
Coding region: 1-1527 (508 amino acids)
Biological process (GO): protein maturation
Molecular function (GO): threonine-type endopeptidase activity
Source: RefSeq, a predicted model, not a curated record
AUGGCCGACAACACAUACGGUACUGAUGGUGCACUCGAUCGCGUUCUCGGUCUCGGUCAGAAACAGCUCAAGUGUGUUCCGGCAAUCUUUAUUCAUGCUGGAGCGGGCUUUCAUAGCCACCAAAACGAGCAUGUUCACCUUGAGGCCUGCGUGGCAGCUUGCGAGAUGGGCAUGAAGUUCUUAAAGGCUGGCGCCACUGCCACCGAGGCCGUCGAAGUUGCUCUUCGCAUCCUCGAGGAUAAAGAGAUAACGAAUGCAGGCUACGGCUCCAAUCUAUCCAUUGAUGGCACCGUCGAGUGCGAUGCGACAAUCGUUGAUCAUUUAGGACGCAGUGGUGCCUGCGGAGCUGUUCCAAAUGUUCGAAAUCCGAUUUCAUUGGCAAAGCUCAUAUUGGACACAAGUAACAAACCCCUGAGCCUCCGCCGAGUCCCUCCAAAUGCCCUCGUCGGUGAAGGAGCAAGAAACUUUGCUGAGGAACACGGCAUGGCAACUUUUGCCAACGAAUAUCUCGUUUCGAAGAAUUCCAGGGAUCGCUUUCUACGAUGGCAAGAGGAUCUAAAGAAAGCUGAUAUCGCGUCAAAAGGGGCAAACAUUGGCUCUGCUGCUAGCCAGAUGAACAUGGGCUGCGCUCCGUGCCAGUAUGAUACUAUGGCGGUAACAGAUCCUCACAAAAUCUUUCCACGAGACCAUACCGCAGCAAUCCUGGCAGGGACAUGGAACGAAGGACAACCAGAUUCCCCCUAUGUCGGCACACCCAAUCCCGAUGCAAGUAGCAUUUCUGAACCCCCAGCAUACCCGACAACAUAUGCUCGUGCUCUAGCCUCAACGCCAGCGAGCUCACCCAGAACCCCCUUGCGACCAGCUAUUCGCGGUCUUAAGCGUCCCCUUAACGUAUCACAUGAAAACGAGGACUCAAAUUCACAGACUGCAAAGCGCCAGUUCCAGUCUGGUAGCCCCGAGGAGGAUUCGAUUACAGACACUAUUGGUGCUAUUGCGAUUGAUGAUAGAGGCCACAUUGCAGCAGGAUCCUCUUCAGGUGGCAUUGGAAUGAAACAUCGAGGCCGCCUAGGACCAGCAGCUCUGGUCGGCAUUGGGACGGCCGUUGUGCCGUGCGCUGAAGAUGACAACGACAAUCUCACGGUUGCGGCCGUAACGAGCGGCACGGGUGAACAUAUGGCCACCACAAUGGCUUCUCAGAGAUGCGCUGAACGUCUUUACCAUGGAACGCGCCGUGGUCCAGCUGGCAUCGACGUUCAAGACGACGAUGAAGAUGCAAUCAUGGAAUCUUUCAUAGCUAAGGACUUUAUGGAUCACCCAGGAGUGAGAAACUGUCAUUCUGCGGGCGCCAUUGGUAUCAUGGCCGUAAAGAAGACCAGGAACGGCUAUUAUCUAUACUUUGCUCAUAACACAGACUCCUUUGCCCUGGCUUCCAUGGGCGGUUUGGAAAGAGAGCCGCGAUGUGUCAUGUCACGACUCCCUGACGGUGCUAAGAUUGCAAAAGGUGGCCGCAAGGUUCGACUAGAAUAA